GAAGCCUGCGUAGUGUUUACAAAUGUGUCGGAGCGGUGGGUUAUCGGAAUACUUCUACGUGCAUUGUUGGUUACAACUAGUAUUUAUGAAGACGUACAGAAGUGGCACGAAGCGCAAGAGCAUAGAACCAACGCAUUGAAGCAUUUAUUCCCGCAUUCCAGUUCACAUCAACCACAGCAUUCAUCGACUUCUGAAGAAACUUGGAAACUUUUUCACUCUGUGCUGAAAUAAAAACUCAACGCUGACGGAGUAUCCAUUUAGAUGCAGACAGAUGUAGAUGUAAAUGGUAUUGGCGACUUAAAAUUCGUAACAGUAUACAGCGCUAGAACGAAAGAAGUGCGAUGGGUAUCUGGGGCCUUCAGUCGUUCAUUGAUGGAAAACAAUGGUACGAUGAAGUAAACAUCAGAGACGUCGCAGAUGAAUGGAGGCGCACAAAUACUGUGGAGCCAGUCAUUGCCGUCGAUGGCGCUGCUUGCGCCAGGCACAUAUACGGUACGGCAGAUAAGUUUUGCGGCGGUCAGUACAAGCAAUUCCGGGAGUCGUGCAGAACUUUUGUGCAGAGGUUUCGUGACAGUGGGAUCCGGUUGGUUUUCUUCUUCGAUGGCAUACCAGUAGAAGAAAAGAUGAAUGCUUGGGCAAACCGAAGAAAGAAUAGAUUGUCGCAGAUAUCGCAACUCUUUGCCGAUUUUCGUGCAGGACUUUCUAUGAAAGAGAGGAAAUUCUAUUUGAGGCCAGAGGCCGUGGUGCCCACUGCAAGAAUCAUUUUUGGUACCGAACUGGACUGCAACGUGCGCGUCGCAACCGGCGAUUGCGACAAUGAGCUUGCCGAGUACGCCGCUAGGGAAGACCAUUGUCUCGGCAUUAUAUCCAGCGACACUGAUCUGUUGGUGCACGAGGGAGUUCCGUGCCUCAUCUUUUUCAAACAUCUGAAGAUGACCAGCAGCUUAAAUGCGCGACGCUACAAUCCUGCCGACAUAGCCUCGAAACUGGGACUCCGGCGCGAACACCUGCCAGUCUUUGCGUCAUUCGUCGGCAACGACAUCAUCAGUAGGUCGCAGCUGGCAUCACUACACGACAAGCUUUUUUCACGCUACGGCAGGGGCUCCAGGGUCGAGAACGUCGCUGAGUUCGUCAGGGAUGGACCGCCGGAGGAUGUUACAGCUCUGUGUGCCUACGCCUUCGACGACCACCCGAAUCACUUGGAGGACAAAGUGAGAGCGAGUAUCGACAGCUACAGGCGCGGGAACGCGGUUGCAGAGGAGCCGACUGGCGAUGGCCCGUGGGGUGAACUGCUGCGGUUGGCCGAGGAGAGACACGUGACGUGCAAAAUGCCUGCUGCGGUGUACGCCGUAAUGAAGCGCAGGCGUUUCCGCAUCGGUGAGGUUCUAGAAGAUCUAGCCAAGCAGCGCCCUACCGGAUUGAUGCUUCGGCCGAUGAGGGCCAGACUGUACGCUGUUCUGCUUCGAGAGCGAGGCCCGGACUCCGCCGAAGUGAAAGAGCUGAUGCCUAUGGGCAUCGGCAACAUACGCGAAGAGUCGGUGGCAGCGGCUCGGCUACCCACAAGCGUCCCUCACCCCGGACUUCGUGCCUUGUGGCAACAGGAGGACGUCGCGGGCCAAGACCAGCGGUGGCGGCUCUUCGCGUGGGUGACGUCACCACGGGCGAACCUGUCGGCGCUGAGGUCCGUGUCGCCGCCGCACCUCGCGGUGCCCGCUGUCGCGCUCUCGUACCUGCGCCACGACCGUAACCGGGCCGCCCUGGGACAGAAGGAGGCCGCGGUCUUCGCAGCCGUUGCCGUGGCCGUCGGCGACGCCACCGCCAGCUUCCUCGCAGGUCCGGAUGUCGAGACGGUCAACGUACGCGCCGUCUACUUGGCGACGCUCUUCGUGCGUACGGUGCUGCACGUGCUCGACGCAGCUGCGGCGUGCGGGCUCUCCUUCCCGACCGAGAAAGACUGCCUUCUGGACGCCUACUUUGAUGGAAGAUACUUCCACGAUGUGUACGCCGCGACUAUGUCGCACUCACCGCGUGACCCGAGGCACCAUCUUCUGUGGCGUGCCUCGUACGAGGCACAGUUUCAGCAGCUGGUAGAUGCAAUCGAAAGAACCAACUGAAGAUGUCUAUAGCCCCUUUUGGCCCUUAACGCUCUCGUCUCGAGACAGAAGGUUGGUUUUAUGUAGCUCCCCAAGAUGGCCAGUCUUGUGCAAGCUCCGUCGUCUCUUAAUUAUCUGCAUAAUUACGCUGUCUGAUCCAAGUAUCUGGACACCUGUUAGCGGACAUUAAUAAGGGGCGUGUUGACUCUUCGCCUAUAUGAUGGCUUUAACUGUGCCGGGGUCAAUUUACAUGUGGAACAGAGCCGAUAUUGGACGUAGCGGGUAUAGAACGUCCUGAUUCACCAGUAGGUGCUCCACUGGGCUCAGAUCGUGACUCUCGUUAGGCCAGAAUGAGAUUUUCACUCUGCAGUGGAGUGUGCGCUGAUAUGAAACUUCCUGGCAGAUUAAAACUGUGUGCUGGACCGAGAGUCGAGCUCGGGACCUUUGCCUUUCGCGGGCAAGUGCUCUACCAACUGAGCUACCCAAGCACGACUGAAGGAGUGCUAGUUGUGCAAGGUUCGCAGGAGAGCUUCUGCAAAGUUUGGAAGGUAGGAGGCGAGGUACUGGCGGAAGUAAAGCGGUGAGGACGGGUCGUGAG
Molecule: messenger RNA, 2691 nt
Organism: Schistocerca cancellata (South American locust)
Lineage: Eukaryota; Metazoa; Arthropoda; Insecta; Orthoptera; Acrididae
Product: constitutive coactivator of peroxisome proliferator-activated receptor gamma-like
Exons: 4
Coding region: 342-2114 (590 amino acids)
Cellular component (GO): nucleus
Source: RefSeq, a predicted model, not a curated record